AUGCGGCAAUUACCAACCAAUAUUGGGAUGCCGUCCAGUGGUUCCCUCACCGCAGAUCAAUGGCUUCUUCUUGCCACCAUCUAUGGCCCAGUCAUAAUCCCACAGCUGUGGAGUACCUGUUUGCCAAUGGAUGCAGACAAUGACAUUCUUCACCACCAUGUUAAUGCAAUCAAGAAAGCCGAAUCCGAGAAGCAAGCACAGGCGAGUUUUAAGGCCAACCAAAAGAAGGCCCUUGCUGCUGCGAAGAUACAGGGCAAGGAUGCCUAUGAGGCCGAGAAGGCUCGGAUUGCGCAAGAGAAGCUUGCCAUUGCAGAGGCCAAAAUACAAGAGAAGCUCAGAAUUGCGGCUGCCAGGCAAGCUGGGAAGGUUAGACUCACAGCUGAGAAAAAAGCGAAUGCUGCUGCAAAGAGGCUCUGCGAAUUCUCAUCAGACGCAAGCUCUGUGAUGACAAUAUCAGUCAAGCUGAGCUGCUUAUCUCACAAUAUUGUGGGGAACUUAUACAUCUUUAUGGAUCUGGUGCACUCAAACCAAACCACCACUAUGCAACUCAUGUUGGCACUUUCCUUUAAGACUAACAACCAUGCACAUGGUGAGCUAGAGACAACCUUCUUUAAGGAAUUUCAAAGGACUUGUCAGAUUGGACGACUGAUAUAUACAUUGCAAAAUUCUCCGAACAAGACGCUGCCAAGUGAAGCAGCACAAACGAUGCUGAAGGCAUCAAAUGACGAAAGGGGGACAGUUGCAGCACUCGCCAAAUUGUCACAAGACCUUGAUGAUGCUGAUAUGGAUGUAGUACCCCACAGCCUCCCACUCAAUCGUGAUGCAAUCUUUUUCGAUUAUGUGAUAAUUGAUGAACUGUUGGUACAAAUCGGUCCUCUCUGGUUCACAUGA
Molecule: messenger RNA, 891 nt
Organism: Suillus paluster
Lineage: Eukaryota; Fungi; Basidiomycota; Agaricomycetes; Boletales; Suillaceae
Exons: 8
Coding region: 1-891 (296 amino acids)
Source: RefSeq, a predicted model, not a curated record